This is a messenger RNA of Alternaria burnsii, 1152 nucleotides long. RefSeq lists its product as uncharacterized. The transcript has a single exon. The record is from RefSeq and is a predicted model, not a curated record. NCBI's taxonomy places the organism in Eukaryota, Fungi, Ascomycota, Dothideomycetes, Pleosporales, Pleosporaceae. Bases 1 to 1152 code for a protein of 383 amino acids.
AUGAGUUUCUUUGUUCUACAAACCACUACCACCAACGAUCUACAAGAGCUCGGUCAACGUUUGUGGCGAUGGCAGUUAUGCGGUGGUUGCACUGGGAAAACAACAUGCUUCGAUGCGCGAUGUCCCUGGAGCCGAGCGAACCAACAGAAUGCUUUUUGGGACCGAUACAAAGCUCUAACGGCAGCGUAUAUGCCUGAGCUGACCACAUCGUGCCCAGCUCUGAGGUCGCAUGCCGAUCUUCUGGAGCUGAUUCAGCUUAUUCAAAACCGACCUCGUGCAACAAGAGAACAGAUAGCCGAAUGUCACUUUGGGGCGCAGCGCGAUGAUGAGGUGCAACUCACCGCCACACUUGAUCAGCAACGAGCCAUGAAUCUUGCAGCCAGCAUAAUGUUCUCUCUGGAUUGCGGGAGCACAUACGAGUCGGCAGGUCUUGUAGAGGAGGGUAGCUCAUCGCUGCUGUGGCGAGAUACGGUGUCUGCAGACAAUUUCCUUCUGGAAGCAUUCCCAGAAAGACCUCAUCCAACCAUCGCAUCCCGGAAAGAACCAUUAGAGUGGCCAGUCAUAACAGCUGCUGUCAGCGGGAAAGAGGUGCAGAGGGUCCUUGGAUUCGAUAUGGAAGCAACGACUGAUCUGCGGAGCCAUCUAAUGCUGGACCAUAGGAGACGUGUUCUCAAAAUCUUCCACUGCACGGCGAUGCUGCGAGAAACUCUUUUAGUGUGUGAAAGCCAACCGACAACUUGUGUACUACCACGACGACUCAUUCUCGAGGUAUUCGACACCAUACAUAGGGUUCUCUUUCCCUCGGAUCACGAGUCGCAGGCCCUUCUCUCGUCGCUCGUGACAAAACAUGGAUUUGAUAGAGAUCUCCUAAGGUUUGAAUCGUGGGAUCAUUACAAACACAAUGAACCUGAGCUCUCUUACUCCUACUUCGGUACUCGAUUGGUAGAGCUCUACGAGGAGCUGCAAAACCCCAAACCUCACUCUCGGUUGGAGAGCUGGUUCGAGCGAAAGAGCGGCACGAGAUACAUGUUGAUGGCAACAAUGGUCGGUGUCUUCAUCGCAGUAAUCAUCGGGAUCCUAGGCCUCGGAAUUUCCGGCUUCCAAGCUUAUGUCUCGUACCAGCAGUGGAAGCACCCUGUGAAGGAUACGUAG